UGCGGGUGGAUUCUCUGAUGUACCCUGCCGUCAUCUCUCCCCAAGACCCCACACUCCUCAUUGGCUCCUCACUGACAGCUUCCUGUUCGGUCGGUGCCGAUUCGAGCCUGAGGGCCGAUGACCUUUACUGGACUCUGAACGGCCGGCGGCUUCCGGCUGAGACCUACGAGGUCCUCAGCGCCACCACUCUGAGCGUGGCCAUCUCGGGUUUGAAUGGAUCGCAGCAGCAGUCGGGAGAUAACUUGGUCUGCCACAGCAAGGACGGAGGCAUCUUGGCCGGGUCGUGCCUCUAUGUAGGAUUGCCCCCGGAGAAGCCCACCAACAUCUCCUGCUGGUCUAAGAACAUGAAGGACCUCACCUGCAAAUGGGCGCCCGGAACGGAAGGCGAGACCUACCUGCACACGAAUUACACCCUCAAGUACAAACUAAGGUGGUACGGGCGGGAUAACACCUGUCAGCAGUAUCAUACGGCCGGACCGUAUUCCUGCCACAUCCCCAAAGACCUGGCUCUUUUCACACCUUAUGAAAUCUGGGUCGAGGCCUCCAAUCGACUCGGGGUGGCUGUGUCCGAAGUGGUCAUGUUGGACAUUGUCGAUGUUGUGACCACUGACCCCCCCUCGAACGUCCACGUGAGCCGCGUCGGAGACUUGGAGGACCAGCUCAGCGUCCGAUGGAGCGCCCCCCCAGCCCUCAAAGACUUCCUCUUCCAAGCCAAAUAUCAGAUCCAGUAUCGAGUGGAGGACAGUUCGGAGUGGAAGGUGGUGGACAACGUGGGGAAUCAAACCUCAUGCCGACUGGCAGGCCUGAGGCCGGGCACCGUCUAUUUUGUCCAAGUGCGCUGCAACCCGUUUGGAAUCUACGGCUCCAAGAAGGCCGGGAUCUGGAGCGACUGGAGCAACCCCACGGCGGCCUCCACACCUCGGAACGGACGGGCCACGGGCGUCUGCGAGCCGAAGAGCGGGGAGCACAACAACACGCUGCGCCGGGAGCUGAAGCAGUUCUUCGGGUGGAUGCGCAAGCACGGGAGCUCGUACGGCUGCGCCAACCUGAGCAUCAAAAUGUACGACCAGUGGCGCGUCUCGCUGCAAAAGUCGCACAAAACGCGGAACCAGGUCCUAUCCGGCGAUAAGUCGUAGCAAAGUUUGAAGGAGCAAUGAGCCCAGCCAACGAGGACUCUCCAGCAGUU
This is a messenger RNA of Euleptes europaea (tarantolino), 1186 nucleotides long. RefSeq names its product cytokine receptor like factor 1 (gene CRLF1). NCBI's taxonomy places the organism in Eukaryota, Metazoa, Chordata, Lepidosauria, Squamata, Sphaerodactylidae. The record is from RefSeq and is a predicted model, not a curated record. Gene Ontology annotation, cellular component: external side of plasma membrane. Bases 18 to 1136 code for a protein of 372 amino acids. The transcript is spliced from 8 exons. Gene Ontology annotation, biological process: cytokine-mediated signaling pathway. Gene Ontology annotation, molecular function: protein binding; cytokine receptor activity.